GCAGAACUUUCCAAACGACUUCGCCGAUCGUGCGGCUCGUUCACGCCAGUGUGCCGGAGGAUUCUCCACCGUUUUACCGCUUUUGCGCCACCGACGACGGAACGAAGAUGCGUCGCAAAUAGCUUCCACAUUCGGUCCAUCGGCCGCAUCCAGAUUUCAAAUUUAAAUUGUCGACGAUCGGAUAAAUAUUUAACUGCAUAUGCCCGUUGACCGGUGGAAUCGCCGUAGGAAUUGUGUGGUGGAAAUUGUGUUAGUUGACCGUAGCUAUUUAUUAUUGGAUGUGUGAAAAUUCGGCGUUCGAUUGCGCUUAAUCGAGUUACAUUGCGAACAUGUGGCUUCUGUUUCUCUUCGGAUUGCUGGUGGUGGUGGCCGCUGGUCGCGAGUCUUACGAGCGAAUAGGUUAUUUCUGGCACAUCACCGACAUCCACUACGAUGCUCGGUAUAACUUUCACGGAGACGCCCGAAAAGGAUGCUGGCGUCCCGAUUAUGACGGCAACGUGGGAUCCCGUGCACAGAGGAGACCCAUGGGUCGUUACGGAGAUUACAGCUGCGACGCCACAUGGGAACUCAUCGAGUCUGCGGCCCGCACGAUGAUGACUCGCCAAAAUGACAAUGUCGAGUUCGUGUUGUGGACGGGAGAUGCACUGUCACACGCAGCGCGUCGCCUGCAGGAAACCCGUCAGAUCGAAUUGCUGCAGAACCUGACAGAUCUGCUAAGGAAGACGUUCAGUUCGCAGUUCGUUUUCCCCGCCUUGGGCCACGACGAUCCAACGGACAGGAAGGAACUGGGAAAUAUGUGGUCGAGAUGGUUGCCGACCGAUUCGAUGAAAACAUUUGAAACAGGCGGUUACUAUAUAAUCGAGCGCAAACAACUGAAACUUCAAAUUGUUGUUCUGAACACAAACUUAAUGAAGAAAAAUGACAACAACGAUGAUGCUGCCGCCAAACAAUGGGAUUGGCUUGAAAAAGUGCUGAACAAGUUUCAGCGCAACGAAGAAACGGUGUACCUCGUCGGACAUAUGGCCCCCGGCUCGAACGAACGACAAAGGGGACCGGCACAAGCCCACGCCAUGUUCUCCGAUCACAACAACAAAAGGUACCUGAAACUGGUGCGGAAAUAUGCCGCCAUCAUAGUGGGACAAUUCUUCGGUCAUUUGCAUUCCGACACUUUUCGGGUGAUAUAUGGAGAAAACGGGCGACCGGUUUCCUGGGCCAUGCUGGCCCCAUCAAUCACACCGAGGAGGACUAAUGACGGCCCCAACAAUCCUGGACUACGGAUUUACAAAUUUGACAAGGAUACCGGCCAGGUUUUCGACUACACCCAAUAUUAUCUGGACCUAUCAAGUGUGAACAUAAAUUCAAAACGGGAGGCCGAAUGGGUCGUUGAAUACAACUUCAGUUCGUAUUACAGCAUCAAUGAUAUUAAUGCAGUGAAUUUAAAUUUGCUCGCCGAAAAGUUAACACAACAAAAUCCAAACGACAACGCUCCAUUUAACAGAUAUUAUCGUGCAAAUGCGGUUCGCAUCAACAAUAACCCGCAGACCAGCUGCGACACCAACUGCGCCCACCUGCAUUAUUGCGCCAUCACUCGCGUCGAUUACGACGAGUAUGCGCAGUGUCUCAAGACUGCCGCCAGCGCCCUCUCGUCUUCCACUACGUCAACGUUAAGGCCUGCGGCGGCCGUCGUGGCGCUGCUCGCUGCCAUUGUGAUCUACCGAGUGUGAUAAACUGAUUAGUUUUAUAAAGUGGGGACAAUAAAUGCAAUGACCGUUGUCCAAGUCUCUAAUGUGGAUGGAACGAGUGGGAGUAUAUGUUACAAGAUAAGGACGUUGAUUAAUUGCCAAAAUGUUGAUGAAGUCGCAAAUUUUACGAGAACUAACCGAGAAUAGUUGUCAUUUACUUUGGUGACUGUAACUCCUUUUUACUGUAAAUAAAUAAAGCAAUUUUAUGUGCACCUAAUUUCCGGAAAAGUUUGAAAAUAUUUUAUCCAAAAAACAGCAUCGUAUUGAUUGGAUUUACACCCUUCUAUACUUGUCAUCAGUCUCAAUUUAACCGAAACACAACCAUUUGUUAAGAAAGUUAUUUGUGGCUAUUGAACUGUUUUCUUGGGCGGAAACUUGCUAACAAAAAACAACAAUCAAUAAUUACAGUGUUAGGACUAACUUUCCAGAAUAUCUAAGUAAAUACACUACUUCCAAGCAAUUGUUUAUUAACUUCCCACACAAUCGUGGUGUGAAUAUUCUUGUAAAAUUUCAAUUUCAAUUAACGAAAAAAGAGAUUUAUAAUAUGUAGUUUUUAGGUAGACAUAGAUAAAUUUUUAAUGGUGCUAAAUUUUGCUCAGAACCUUUAGGUUUUUUAUUUCUAUUUAAAGUUAUGUUACCUCAUGCAAAAUUGUACAGGGUUGUCCGAAAGUUGAAGACUUUCUUUUGGAUGGACUAUUUUAAUCUAAUGUGCAACCGCCAAAAUAUUCAAAAUUCACAGUGUAACUUUCGGUAAAUACCACAGGUUGAGACUUGGCAACAAUAUGUAACCUUUAGAUAGACGUGUACAUUUUUUACAUAACAUGGAAUUGGUAUAAUACAAAUUAUAUGAGUGCGUUUGCACAAUUUAUGUACAAUAUUUUUGUAACGCAGGAAAGAAAAUAGUCUAUGAUAUUAUAAAUUUAUACCUGCAGAACGAAGUGAACCUGUAUAAAACUAUAUUAAUAAUAAUAAAAGUAAUGCUUUUUAUGUAAAACUAUAUGGCACUGUACUAAUGUAUGCAACCGAGUACAUUAUCUCAUAAACGUGGAAUUCUCGUAUUUGCUAUUUUAAGUAAACAAAACAGAAGUGUAUAAUUUUGUAACUAGAGAUUCAAAUGUAAAUAUAAUUAUGUGCCUCUCAGAUAAAUAGUAUUUAUACAGAAUAUAAUGUAAUUUACGCUUACUUGAAUUUUGUUUUGUGCUUUAAUAAUAUGACGAAUGGAGGAACCCAUAAUGCACCGAAAUGGGUAUAUAUUACACACAUAGUAAAUUAAUGUUAUCGCAAAAAUUGUUUAGAUAACAUAGAAGUUGGUUUAUUAAAUGAAUUCGGCAAGAUUGUUGCAAAUUUUCUAUGCAAUAACAUUGUAUGGAAUAUAUUCUAUGUUAGGCUAAUAAAUGUUCUAUUCAUGCAAUCAAUAAUUUGCAUUAACUACUGUGUUUAAUCCUCUAAAGUUGCUUCCCACUUGCCGAUAAUCUUUUAAUAAAACAAAUCACAAGCACAAUAAAGUACCUUCCGACCGUAAUUUUCAUUCAAAAUUAAUUAGAGGAUGGAACUGAAUAUCAUUUAUAGAUUAUGAUUUUUUUUCUAAUAGAAAUACGAGAAUUUUACAAAUAUUUUCUUAUAAUAGUGUAAUUACCGUGAUUUAUUUUAAACAUGUAAACAAGUCGUCGUCUAAUUUUAUAAUUUUGUAUAUAAAAACUUGUACAGCAAAAAUCGACAUUAAUGGCGAACUGCCAUUCUAUCUUAUUGUUUAAAAUAAAUCAUUUCAGAAAGAAGGAUUACGUUUACCAUUCGUCUAACUAUUUUAAUUAGGUAAACUAUUCCUUCCGUUAAAACAUGUACAUAGUUUAUAAAUAAAUUAAAAUUAUAAAUCCUGCCAAAACGAGUAAGGAUUAAAACAGCAAGAUGUGUUCUUGUGUGAUAUAAUUUAGAUAAACGAUUUCAUGUAUUUUUGUAUCAUUUAAACUUCUAAAUGUACAUAUUUAAUUGUUAACUAUAACAAAAUGACCAAAUUUUGCUAUCAUAUAGCGCAUAAUUAAUAUAGCUCUCUAUAUUGUUACGUUUAUGUACAAUAAUUUAUUACGUAUUUGUGUUAUGUAAGGUGACCUUAUCCUCAACUGUUAGUGAAUAUAAUCACCUUUCAUAAUGAACGAAUUUAUAAUUAAAUUAAUAAAAACCCAGAAAUUUUCCAGUAUACAAUAUUCACUACAUGCAUAUGUGUAGGUAUUGUUUUAUUCUUAUUUCGGAAUGGAAAUAUUCGUUCCGCUGUAAUUAAUCGGAGUUAAUGGAAGUUAUUUGUAAUGGAAAUACCAAUUCCACUUGAUGGUUAGAAAGAAAACAUUUAUAUUUUAUCCGGGAAAGGCAGUUAUUUAUGUACCUUUCAUUAACUUUUUCCACUCCCCCAAAAUGCGUAUUUCGUGUUUGUCCUUUUUAUACUAAUGAGGUGGAAAAAUUUGUAAUAUCCAUAAAAACUAAUAAACCUCUGUUCCAAAACUUAAUAAAAUUGCUUAAUAUAUCUUAUAUGUGUAUUUUAAAAGCCACUGUGAAUAUAAACUAAUUGUUGUAAGUAGAAUGUUAACCUAUAAUAUAUAAAGUAUUGACAUCAAAAAUGAAAAUAAUUUACUCUUUAACUAUUAUUCGUUUGAUUGUCGUAAAUAAUUGUUAUCCUCUGAAAAGUUAUAGAAAAACAUAGAUAUAACUAUAAUAUUUAAUUUUUGAACUGCUAGUAAUCAAAAUGUAAAAUAAAGAUGUUUUGUUGUUCUUGUAGUGUCUUGUAAACAAAAUUUAUGUGUAUAAAAACUUUGUUAUUUAUGGUUCGUUACUGGUGUCAAUACAUUAUUGUUUUCUAUUUUUAUUGAUUUUAUUUGUAAUGAAUAUAUAAUAAUAAUAAAUUAUUAAAGGUUA
Molecule: messenger RNA, 4646 nt
Organism: Aethina tumida (small hive beetle)
Lineage: Eukaryota; Metazoa; Arthropoda; Insecta; Coleoptera; Nitidulidae
Product: acid sphingomyelinase-like phosphodiesterase 3b
Exons: 9
Coding region: 330-1724 (464 amino acids)
Molecular function (GO): hydrolase activity
Source: RefSeq, a predicted model, not a curated record